Molecule: messenger RNA, 8001 nt
Organism: Polyodon spathula (Mississippi paddlefish)
Lineage: Eukaryota; Metazoa; Chordata; Actinopteri; Acipenseriformes; Polyodontidae
Gene: astn1
Product: astrotactin 1
Exons: 23
Coding region: 326-4225 (1299 amino acids)
Biological process (GO): neuron migration; neuron cell-cell adhesion
Molecular function (GO): protein binding
Source: RefSeq, a predicted model, not a curated record
UGUCCGCCUUGUUGCUGCAUCCCUCUCGCGUUGCAGUUUAUGUGGAUCACCACCAUAUUCUUACACAGGCACUGGAUUCACUGGAACUAGGUAUAUUUUCAAGAGAUCGUUUGCUAAAUAAAUCCACAUAUAGAUUUCCAAUAAGAAUUUUGAAAAAAAAAAAAAAAAAAAACAGAAGAAUAAAGCGUCCUACUUGCAACCUGUCAGUGCUGAUUUUGAAAAGAUAGCAACAGUAAGACCCAUUCUGUAGCAUCUAAUUCUCCCCCCAAUCUCCCUUCCCCGACAGACUGCAGCUGCUUCGUCAGGGAACAAUCUAAGCAACGUAAUGUCGGGGAUGAUGGAGCUUCAGCUGUGGCGCAGACUAAUCGGUUGCUUCCUGGGGAUUUUAGCCAUGAUCCUCGCAGGGAUCCCCGCUUUGGAAGCAGAAGAGGACUCGUCCCAGGACCUGGAGUGUAAAAUGAAGAGCGUCACCGUCUCUGCUUUGCCGUUUUUGAGGGAGAACGACUUGAGCAUCAUGCACAGCCCGUCCGCCUCGGAACCCAAGCUCUUGUUUUCUGUCAGGAACGAUUUUCCUGGCGAAAUAGUGGUGGUUGACGACCUGGAAAACACGGAGCUGCCCUUUUUUGUGCUGGAAAUUUCAGGCAGUGCUGAGGACAUCCCCCUGGUGCGAUGGAGACAGCAGUGGCUGGAGAAUGGAACUUUGCUCUUCCACAUUCACCACCAAGACAGCAGCCAAAAUCUACCAGGCAUGUCCCCUACAGACUACCCAUCAAACGAGUCUGCUGAGGAGGAGCUGCGCAUCCUGCACAUCUCUGUCAUGGGAGGGAUGAUUGCUCUUCUCCUGUCUGUCCUGUGCUUGGUUCUGAUUCUGUAUACUCGGCGCCGCUGGUGUAAACGCCGUCGGGUUCCUCAGCCCCAGAAGAGUGCCAGUGCAGAGGCAGCUAAUGAAAUCCACUACAUCCCCUCCGUGCUCAUGGGCGGCCAGGCCCGCGAGAGCCUGCGCAAUCCCCGUACCCAGUGCCACAACUCCACCCUCAGCAUCCGCGAGACCCCCAUCCUGGACGGCUAUGAGUACGACAUCACAGACCUGCGCCACCACCUGCAGCGCGAGUGCAUGAACGGGGGCGAAGACUUCGCCAGCCAGGUGACCCGCACGCUGGACUCCCUACAGGGCUGCAAUGACAAAUCCAACGUGGACCUCACACCCGGGAGUGACAGUACCAAGCUGUCCCUAAUGAGCAAGUACAAGGAUAACAUCAUUGCCACCAGCCCUGUAGACACCAAUCACCAGCAAACAACUCUGCUCUCUCACACCUCCAGUAACCAGCGCAAGCGCCUCUCAAACAAAACUAGAGCGGGGUCAGCAUUCCUUAACCCAGAAGGGGAUUCAGGGACAGAGGCAGAUAGUGAACCCCAGAUGACCUUUUACACUGACCCCUCGAGAAGCAGAAGACGCAGCCGAGGUUCUCCACGAAGUCCAAUCAAUAAAACGACCCUGACUCUGAUCAGUGUUGUCAGCUGUGUAAUUGGUUUGGUCUACUCAUCUCACCUCACCUGCCCCCUUAAUGUUCGUAUCAUUCUCCACGUGCCUGAGCACCUCAUUGCAGAUGGAAGCAGGUUUAUUUUACAACAGGGGAGCCAGCUGGAUGGCAGGGACUGGUUGAAUCCGGCUCAGGUGCUGCUCUUCUACCAGCAGAAUGCCAGCGGACCCUGGAUGACUGAACUCUGCGGCCGUCGCCUGCUUGACCCCUGUGAGCACCAGUGUGACGCUGAGACAGGUGAGUGUCAGUGCUUUGAUGGCUACAUGAGAGAUCCUGUCCACAAGCAUCUCUGCAUUCGGAAUGAAUGGGGACCAAAUCAGGGUCCUUGGCCGUACACUAUAUUCCAGCGUGGCUUUGACCUGGUGAUGGGGGAGCAACCUUCUGACAGAAUAUUUCGGUUCACCUACACUCUCGGUGAAGGGAUGUGGCUACCUCUUAGCAAGAGUUUUGUCAUCCCACCAGCCGAAUUGGCCAUCAACCCCUCUGCCAAAUGCAAAACAGACAUGACCGUAAUGGAGGAUGCUGUGGAAGUCAGGGAGGAGCUGAUGAUCUCCUCAGCCUUUGACAGCCUGGAGGUCCUGCUCGACUCGUUUGGGCCGGUGCGUGACUGUUCGAAAGACAAUGGCGGCUGCAGCCGGAACUUCCGCUGUAUCUCUGACCGCAAACUAGACUCUAGCGGCUGUGUGUGUCCUCCAGGUCUGAGCCCGAUGAAGGAUGGCACAGGAUGCUAUAAUCACCACAUUGGGAUUGACUGCUCCGAUGGCUUGAAUGGGGGGUGUGGGCAGCUAUGUCUUCAGCAGUUGGCACCCUUGGCUGAAGACUCUUCUCUCUACAACAUCCUUAUGUUCUGUGGUUGCAUUGAAGACUAUAAGCUGGGGCCUGAUGGACGGUCCUGCCAGCUCCUUUCUGAGUCAUGCACUGAAGGCCUAGACUGUGGAGAACCGGCCGACAUCCCAGCCAACCAGACCGUCUUUGGGGAACUCUUUUACGGCUACAAUAAUCACACCAAUGAGCUCACUUCAGGACAGAUCCUAAAGGCGACUUUCAGACAGAAGAAUUUUGCCCGUGGGAUUGAGAAGCAGCUACCAGAUGCCAUGGUGGUGGCGUCAGUCCCGACAAAGGUCCAGUGCCAGGAGGAGCUGUCUGACCCAGUGCCUGACCCUGAAUACCUGACAGGUAUGGUAAAUUACAGCGAGGUGUCUGGCUAUCCCCUGGUUCAGCAGUGGAAACUGAAAUCCAUUAUGUAUCACGUCAGACUCAAUCAAUGGACACUUUCACAGGCCUUCAAUGCUGCAGUCCAUUCCUUGGAUGGAGCCACCCUGCGGAGUGAUUAUAUAUCUGUCCUAAAGGACUUUGGCAAUCAUUUUGUCCAGGAGGCUGUCUAUGGGUUUGAGGAGAUGUGCACUAUUUGGUACCCCAAUAAACAGGUUCAGAGACAGUUAUGGGCAGAGUACCAAGACAUCAGCAAAGGGAAUUCUCCUUCUGAUGAAUCUGAAGAAAGAGAAAAGGAACCCAAGACCCUCACUUUCCCAGCAUAUAUUGCCAGCCUAUUCGAUUCGGGUGCCAAGCGAAUGGCGGCAGGUGUCCGGAUGGACUGUGGAAGUCAGGGUCAGUGCCCCUCGUCCUGUCACCUGUGUCACAUGAGCCCUGGGACGGGACGCUCCAUGGAGCCAGUGCUGCUCCAGAUCACUAAGACAGCACCACUGUAUGAGCUGAUCUCCAACAAUGAAACCCAGAGGGCCCUGCAGAAAGCCAUGAUGAGCAUGCUGUGGUGCUCGGGAAGUGGUGAAGUCAUCAAUGACUGGUGCAGGUGUGACUCCAGUGCUUUCGGAGCAGACGGACUUCCUACCUGUGCAGCCCUUCCACACCCUGUGUUAAAGUUAUCUCAUGUGUAUGAACCAAGCAGCUCAUUGGUUGUCUUGGAAUGGGAUCACACAGAACCACCAAUUGGGGUGAGGAUUGUUGACUACCUCAUCAGCCAGGAGAAGGUGACGGAGAGGACAGACCAUUCGAAGGUGGAGACAGAAGCCAUGCUGAGUUUUGUGGAUGAUAUCCUUUCUGGCACCAAGUCACCCUGUGUGAUGCUGGGAGGGAUCCCAGACCAGCUGACCUCAUCCAUUAGCAUGAUAAUCCGUUGCUUGGAGCCUGACACAACCUACAUGUUUCGGCUCUGGGGAGUGGAUAGCACAGGCCGCAGGUCCAGGCCGAGUGAAGUGACAAUCAAAACACCAUGUCCGGCAGUGGAUGAUGUGAAAGCACAAGAAAUAGCUGACAAGAUCUACAACCUGUUUAAUGGUUACACCAGUGGAAAGGAGCAACAGACAGCCUACAACACCCUGAUGGACCUGGGCUCUCCCAGCUUGCAUCGCGUCCUCUACCACUACAACCAGCGGUACGAGAGCUUCGGCGAAUUCACUUGGCGCUGUGAGGAUGAGCUAGGGCCCAGGAAGGCUGGGUUAAUCCUGUCCCAGUUAGAUCACCUCAGUGGCUGGUGCAGUGGCCUGCUUCAGGAGCCGAAGAUCGGUCUGCGCAGAGUCUCUCUGAAGUAUCUUGCCUGCCGCUACACUGACACAAAAUCCUUUGGUCUCAACUGGGUUGACCUGAGCCUCGACAUCAAGAAGGCCUCUGAAGAACAGGUGCUCUCGGUGCUGUAUAAUGACUACGGAGAGCUCAAGGUCCUCUGAAGAGCAGACUUUCUUGGGCUGAAUAGAUGAAGGAUUGCCAAACAUUACUUGAGUCUGAGGGUACAUGUCUGGAUUACAUUUUCCCUGAAACAAAUCUGCUCUAAUGUCUCAAGUUCCUUAACACAGUUACACAUAACUAGAUUAAAGUAUCAUGUGCUGACUCAGGUUUUUGUUUUUAGAUGUUUGGUUUCCCAUCUACAUCCCAGCAUUGCUUCAAAAUAACAACCAGGGACAGAUUUCAGAACCCAAUGCAACACGUCAAUAGGUCAUCCCUCCUAUGUUAAACUCACUGCAGUCUGAGACUUGGGAUUUAUUGGAAGAUGUUUUGGGGGUGAAUAAAAGUCUUAUAAUCAAUCCCAAAAAUGUAAAUAAUAUUCUAAUUGACUAUUUCAUUUUCUUCAAAUGUUGAUUGUAGCGCUUAACUUUAGAGGUAAAUUGUGUUUAUGACUGUUGUUUUUAUAUAACAAACACAUAACAGUGUUAACUUACCUGAGGGUUAUAUACAGUAAGCUGCAAGAUGUGUCCUGCCGUGCAUUGAGUUUUAAAGCUUGUCAACCUCAAUAAACUUUAAACUAACAGUUAAUUUAUUUAAUUGAGUGCUAAUUUAUUCCAGUUUAAUUUAGUUAAGAUUUAGACUUAGGCUAGAGUUGUAAAUGUACUGUUAUGAUACAGAUUUAAAGUAAUAGAAUACUUUGUUAAAAAUAAAAAUAAACUUGCAACUCAGAUGAUAAGAUAAACUCCUAAUAUUGCCAUGAAAGCAAACCCCUAAUAGCAAAUCUUGCAAGUUGUAGUUUUUUCCUUCCUUCUGAGCCAGUAGUUCCCAAAAUGUUUUUGCUGCCCCCCCACCUCAGUGAUAUUUUUUUUGCUCCCUACCCCCUCCCCCCCCUCAAUAAACAGUAAAAUAAAAUUAGAAUAUUUAUUUAAGGUGGGUACACCUUAUUACAAUCACAAUUCGUAAUUGUAUUGACACCAAUAAAAAAAUUGUCACUUAGAUGUUGUGCUCUCGUUUUCUCGCUCUUCGUUCACUUGAAAAAGUAAGGACAUUGGAGGAUUAAAAAGCCCAUUAAUCCCGAUUUUUACUAUUAUUAUUACAGUAUUGUUAUUACAGUAUACCUGUGACUAGCAUUUAAAUAAUGUUAAUGCAAUUAUAAAUAGUAAUUGUAAUGUUAGUCCAGCUUAUUGUUUUUAUUCUAACUUUAUUAAAGAUUUUAUUAAAAAAUAGUUUAAUAAAAUGUUGCACCCUCGUUUGCUCGUUUUCUAAUUCGUUUUUUAAAUCAGCAAAUCAUGUAAAUUAAACUAAAUGCUACCCCCCCCCCCCCCCCCCCAUUUAUAAACUGAAGCUGUAUCUAAAUCAAAAUUUAUAUUUUAUUUUAUUUAUGAACAAAAUGUAUCUGAUAUUAAAACCCGGGGACACUUUAUUUUCAAAUGAAGGCGGGCUGGGCAAUAGAGGCGCUUGGCUACAAUAGGCCUCAGACGACAGAAACUCUGUGGACAGGGGUUGGUCAGAUUAAACAUGAUUUCUGGCUAGAGAUAGCCACUGAGUCUGCCAUUUACCGUGGAGCUUUUACAAUCGCCAUGAAGUCAGAAAAAUUUAUUUUCCAGUCAGGUCUUGGCAAAAUGUUGGUACUCCGCCAUCUUUCUAGAUUUCUUUAUCAUGCACUGCUUUUUGCUACAGCACGUGGGUAGACUAGAUUAAUUGAUCAGUGAUUUUUUUAAUUGAUCAACACCCACAGGCAUGAUUAAUCGAUUAGAUUAUUGUGAGAACAAUUACAAUAGGUUGUUGAUCUCAGAGUUAUAGAUUAUUAAGUCAAACGAUGCCACAGUAAUGCAAUAUUGUGAUAUAUGGGCCAGUAAUGAAACCUCAGCGAAAAUAAAACUGUACUCUUCAAAAAGCAUGCUCUCCCAUUUAAUUAUGUACAUGUGUCAUGGUUUUAAUCUUCAUACUCAAAUGUAUACAUUGUAUUAUUAGAUGUGCGUUCGAGUUGCUGUUUCAAAUCUUUUGACUCUAAAAGUGUAGAUUGUAUUUUUAUCAGGUUUUUUAGUCAUGUUAUUGUUUGUCUGGAUUCCAUUUAGUUGAGUACUAUGAGAAUAAACAACUAGAGUGCAUUUGUUUUAAUCUAACUUUUAAUUUGUAAUGUGAAUGGUAAUGAUUGCAGAAGAAAGUGAUAAUAUCUUUAGGAAUCAAUUAUACAGCUGUAAAAAAUGAUGAAGCCAUCUACAUUCAUGACGCUCACAUGAAUCAUCGGAUGGGGAUUGUUUUUAUAGAUAUCUUUUUAAAUUUGCAUGUGUAACAUUUUGUAAAGUCUGGAUUAACUGAUGUGUGCUAGAUGUAUACCAGAUGUACCCUUCACCUUUUCAAUUGUGUUCUUUGAUAUUUAACAUGAUAACAAAAAUAAUGUAAUCUGAAAGAACUAUGUUAUAUUGUCUAUAUCGUAUGUACUUGUGGUAUUGCAGUAAUGUCCAUUCCACAACAAUACAAAUUGUCUUAAAUCAAUGGUAUUUUAUCCAGUUUGUGCCAAAUUCUUCAGCCUAUCCUUCUCUUUUAAAUGAUGCUCCUGUAGGGAGUUUUGUGCAAAACUUCAUGGCAUAAAGUGUGAUUGCAUGCUAAGAUACUGUAACUGUGUUCUUCUGUACAUUCUCUUAAUAUACUUCAAUACAGCUUCAUAAAUUGGUCUGGCAUAGUCUGCAUGUAGGCUAUUGCGCUUCAGAAACUCCUUCAAUAUAUUACCUAAGGUACCCAAGUACAGGUUAUUAUAUAUAAUAUUGUUUUGUGGUUUCUGUAUGCAAGAUGACCAAAUACUUUUUUGACUGGCUCUUCACAAGUGCGGUCCAAAUGGACUCUUAGUGGCAUAGGGCAGAGAGAAAUAAUGAAAAGUAAUGAGCUCUGAACUUCCAAUCUGUUUUGAGGUAAUUAGGCUGCUCAGGUGCUCAGUUGCUGUAAAUACUUUUUCAGUGAGGCACAGUCUUCAGAGCAGUGUUUAAACAGCAGGAAAUACAUUUUCUCAGUGAUGCCUGUUUCAGUUGGCCAGCAAGAAGGCCUGAAAGGAGGCAGUGGGGGACAGCUUUAUUUAGAGGAUUACAGUGAGCAGGAAGAAUGCUACUUUGAUCAUAAAUAUUUUUCAAGGAAUAGUUACAUCAUUUGAUUCUCUACUGUCAUUCCCAGGACAACUGAGAUAGGGUAUGACAAAGGCCCAAUUAGACUUUCCUAACCUGUAAACCACUAGCCAAAGAUAGAAAAUAACUACUGUAUGUUCUAGCUAUGGGUGCUUUGAAUCAAGACAAAACAAUAAAAGGGCAUUUCAUACAUUGUUAAUACAGGUGCAAUACAGUUUAUUAUUGUAUACAUUUUUUUUAACAUGUUAGUAUUCAUCCAUGUUAAAAUAUAUUUCCAAGUGACCAGUGUAUUGUAUGCUUUAUUUAUCCUGUACACUCAUAGAACAUAGAAUUGCAGAACCUUUAUAGUUACAAAAAAAAAAAUAAUAAUACAACAAUAACAUCAUUUGGGUUUAAAUUUCCAAGAUUCAAAGUCAGUACUUUUGUAUUUGUUUUUAUGUUCUUGGUUCUUAAGAAAUAAACAAAUGCAUAAGUAGUACCGUGCCUUUUACUGGACCAACAAAGGUAAUGAAGUACACACAUUCUAGGGUCCACAAAGAAACUUGAGUAGUCCUUGUCUGGGCGUUUGUGUAAUCUUUGUUUGUCUAAUUAAGCAGUGAAACCCAAUGACAGAAUCACUGUACUUUCCAGCCACUGACAAAGUCACACACACACACACACAC